AUGGAAGGUCACUGUAUGCCAGAGGAAAGAGAUCUCGUCCCUGCCCCGUGGGCAAUCCAUCAACACUCAUUCCCCUCUGGAACAAAGACAGAUUCAAAAUCUCUAGCUUACUACACCCUUCUCUCUAGAGCCUUUUUCCAAAACUCUUCCGCUCCGACCUAUCGGGUUCUAUCUCAUGAUCUUGGACCCUGGGCAGAGGGAUUUCAUGCUUCUUUGUCUUCUCUUGAUUGGCCCAUGAGAGAUAGGGUUGAGGACGUUAUCAAGGAAGCUGCUCCCAAGGAGGGAGGUGCUGUUGGAGCCAACCAUCUGAUCAAGCCGGAGUUGAACCAGCCUUUGGAGUUGGGGUUGAACCUGCUUAGCCAGCCGAAGAGCUAUAAGAAGCUUUGGACGGAGUGGGACCUGCUUCUUAGGGCAGCGAGUGCUUACGCCUCAGAGGCCAAAGGACACAGACCGACAAGCUAG
Molecule: messenger RNA, 462 nt
Organism: Dovyalis caffra
Lineage: Eukaryota; Viridiplantae; Streptophyta; Magnoliopsida; Malpighiales; Salicaceae
Source: the annotation of a GenBank genome assembly